CGCAGCUCCGCCCCCGGCCCGGCUCGGCCCGGCCCCGGGCCCGCUCGCCCGCCGCCCCGCAUGGAGCUGUCAGCCAUCGGCGAGCAGGUGUUCGCGGUGGAGAGCAUCCGGAAGAAGCGCGUGCGGAAGGGUAAAGUCGAAUAUCUGGUGAAAUGGAAAGGAUGGCCUCCAAAGUACAGCACAUGGGAGCCGGAAGAGCACAUCCUGGACCCCCGCCUGGUCAUGGCCUAUGAGGAGAAGGAGGAGAGAGACCGAGCGUCGGGGUAUAGGAAGAGAGGUCCGAAACCCAAGCGGCUUCUGCUGCAGCGGCUGUACAGCAUGGACCUGCGGAGCUCGCACAAGGCCAAGGGCAAGGAGAAGCUGUGCUUCUCUCUGACGCGCCCACUCGGCAGCGGGAGCCCUGAGGGGGUGGUCAAGGCAGGGGCACCCAUGGUGGACAAGGGCCCCAUGGUGCCCGCCCUGCCCUUCCCGCUCCGCAAGCCGCGGAAGGCCCACAAGUACCUGCGGCUCUCACGCAAGAAGUUCCCGCCCCGCGGGCCCGACCUGGAGAGUCACAGCCAUCCACGGGAGCUCUUCCUGCAGGAGCCAGCGGCCCCGGACGUCCUGCAGGCGGCCAGCGAGUGGGAGCCUGCUGAGCAGCCCCCCGAGGAGGAGGAUGCAGACCUGGCCGAGGGGCCACCUCCUUGGACACCCGUGCUCCCCGCAAGUGAAGUGACAGUGACCGAUAUCACCGCCAACUCCGUCACCGUCACCUUCCGGGAGGCCCAGGCGGCUGAAGGUUUCUUCCGGGACCGCGGCGGGAAGUUCUGAGUCACCAUUUUUACUCUUCGUAAACUGUUUGCUUUUGGGCUUGGGGUGGGGACUUCCAGAGAUGGGGAGGGGUUGGGGGCGGGGUAAUUAUUUUAUUUAAAAAACAUAUGGAACAGGAGCAGGGGAAAGAUCCUGACACUCUCCCGCCACCUCGCCCCUUUCUCUGCGCGUGAUGUUUACAGAAAGGCUUGGUGGUCUGUGUAGGGGGCUGGGGCUGGAGCGGCCUGGCAUUGCCCUGCCAGUCAGGGGGCCGCCUCCAGGCCAGGAGGGCCACCCGCCCCUGGCCGCCUGCAUCUCCAUCCAUCUCCAUCACUGUACGGCUCUAGAGAUGCAGCAGCUGGUGCCAGGAACCAAAGGAGGAUGGGAGGGCCCAGACCCUCUCCUUUGAGCCACCCACUCCCACCUUUCUGGCUGGUUUCCCUUUUCCUUUUUGGGGUGGGGGGUGGGGUUCUUUCUUUUUAACUUUCCACUCCAGCUUUGCGGUGGGAUAUGGAGUUUGGCUUUGACCAAAAAUGACUGGGUCAAAAUGAGGGCGCAAGAGGAAGGCUUUGAGGUUGUUGGGGUACGUUCCAUACCCUUCCUUGGGGUGGCUGCCAGCUGAGCCCCUCCCAUUGGGAGCCCCUGCCCCCCAUCACCUGGCCUGUGAGAGACACUCACAUGCACACGCAGCCACACGGGUGCACACACACUGCCCUGUGACCUCGUGACUGCAGGUGUGUGUCUGCAGAUGCACACAGCGGGUCUUGCAAACCUGUUUCGAAACCCUGACCUGGCAAAUUGUGGGGUGGUUCACAGCACCUGAGAACUUGUCACGGGCACCCCACACUUCCCACCCUUGCACGGCACAGCACGUGACAGGAUCUAUCCCGACUUGGUCCGCUCACAGCUGUCAGUGAGGGCCGGACGGCCUCAAGGCUCCCGGCACACAGUAUGGUUCUCUGGCUUACGUGGUGGGCCCGCAGGCAUGCCAGGGUCAGCACAGGCUCUGAGGCACUUGAUCCUGUCCUUCCUCCCCUGAGGGGCUCUUGUUUUCUCUGACUCAGGUGACUUUUCAACCCUACCCCCUCCUCUCUUUUUCUGCCCUCCCAGAGAGGGAGGGAGCGUCCCAUCACCUUCUCAGGGCAGCCUUCAACUCCUGAAACCCUUCCUCCUUCCAUCCUGCUUCCCCUGCCCAUCCAUCCCAGAUGCCACAGCUGGGAGUGCCCCGGUUUUCCUGUGUGUGUGUUGGGGGGGCUCUGCGCGUCCUCCUACAGUGGGGCUGCAGCGGCUGGUGGGUCGGGCUGUGCUUAAGCACCGGAGCCGCUGGGCCCGCUGGGCAGAAGGCUUUUGCUGCUGGGAGGAGGGAUGCUGGGAGAAGGGAUGCUGGGAGGAGGGACGCUCAUCUCCUACUUUGCACAAAUGUGUCCUGUGGCCAAGUAGCUUCCCAAGUGUGAGGAGGGGCUUCUUUUCUGCUCCAGCCCUGGAAGGGAGAAAAAGCCAGGUGGGGGUGGAUAAGAGGAGCCAGGGGAGCAAAGGUAAGAGGCCGGCUCCCUCCACCUUCCCCCAUCAUCAGCGUUGGGGUCCUGUAGGGGGAGGCCCUGCCCACCAUCUCCCAGGGCUCUCUCUCCACUCUGCUUUGUCCUGAAGAAGUCAGCAGAAUCCUGCUGAGGCAAGGAUAGGGCGAUUCUUCCCCCAGACCCCUUCUUCCCGAGUUCCCGAACCAAAGACAGCCUGGACCCCAUUUUUGUUUGGGGUGCCCUGCUGGCAAGAUUCCUAAAUCCCUGAGUCUCUUUCCUUCCUCCUUAAUCCUUUGUUGUCCAGGGUCAAUUCAGUGCUUCCAAUGUGGCGGGGGGUGGUCUGCUCUGGUGGUUCCUCCCAGCUUGGGAAGUUGACUCUAGAGGAGCUCCUGGGGAUAGGAGGGGCAGCAGAGCCCCCCACCUGCCCCACCCUGCUGUGAGACCCUGGGUCUGGGAAGGGCAGCUUGGAGUUGGUGGGGGUGGAGCGGGGGUGGCCAGGGGGGCCUCUAAUCGAAUGCUGUUGGCCUUGGCUUUGGGACCGGGCUGGCAGCUUGCAGUAGAAGGCAUACACCCCAUCCCCCAGGGGACAUGGGACCUCUUCCUGCCUCAUGGGCACUUUCAAAGAGCUGUUUGUGCGAUUUGCAGGCUGGGAGGGGGGUUGGGGGCUGUUUGUGGAGUGAGACGGCUCAUGUUCUGUCUGCAUGGCAGGAUGCUUCUUGCCUCUUCAGCCCUUUGGGCAAGCAGGGCACCCUGUGUCUCAGGGCAGAAGCCUGUGAGCUGGGGCUCCCCACGGCUCCCCAGGGUCGGAGACCUCUAUGAGGGGCUGGAUGUGGCCUCGCAGGCCUUUUCCCAGCCCUGAGCAUCCUGGGGGGGCCUGGGACACUGAGCUCCCCCCUACCCCGCCCCACCCCACCCCACCCCAGAAGGCCAGUACUCACAGGGGUGGUGGGGGCUUAGAAAGAGUCGGACCGCCUGUCUUUCCUUCCCCGGCCCCCUCUCAUUUUGAAUGUAGAGAGCCCGGUCGGUACUUUCCUCUUGCUGUGGGAUGGGGCGAGGACAGGAUUCCCCCACCCCUGGCACGGCCACUUGUAAUGCCCAGCCGAGCCCUGUCAUCCCUUCAGGGUGACGAUCCCAUUGCUGACUCCCCUCCUGCGGGGGGAGGCGCUAUGCCCGUGUAAGGUGGCUUAGCUUUGCUUUGUAAGUGGCCAGCCUGGCCUCCACGUCUCAGCACAAGAACGCUGCCUUUGCACGGAAUGAGCGUCGAGCUUUGUUCAGACAACGUGAAUGUAUUUGGGAGGGAUGGGAGUGCGGGUUGAUUCCAAGCACAUGCCUUUUCUGAGUGAGUGUGUGCUGGGAGGGCUAGAGUGGAUGCAGAGCGCGGUUUAUUUUUGUACUGAUGUUGGUAAGAGACUGUAUAGCAUCUAUUUAUUUAGAUGAUUUAUCUGGUAAAUGAGGCAAAAAAUUAUUAAAAAUACAUUAAAGAUGAUUUUGAAAAAAA
Messenger RNA from Canis lupus familiaris (dog), 3804 nucleotides. It is a transcript of the gene CBX7, whose product is annotated as chromobox 7. The record is from RefSeq and is a predicted model, not a curated record. Gene Ontology annotation, cellular component: PRC1 complex. The transcript has 6 exons. Gene Ontology annotation, biological process: negative regulation of transcription by RNA polymerase II. Lineage: Eukaryota; Metazoa; Chordata; Mammalia; Carnivora; Canidae. Bases 61 to 810 code for a protein of 249 amino acids.